This is a messenger RNA of Dinoponera quadriceps, 528 nucleotides long. RefSeq lists its product as uncharacterized. Lineage: Eukaryota; Metazoa; Arthropoda; Insecta; Hymenoptera; Formicidae. The record is from RefSeq and is a predicted model, not a curated record. Bases 1 to 528 code for a protein of 175 amino acids. The transcript is spliced from 3 exons.
AUGAAAGGUCAGGUGUCCAACUCUUCCGACCGAUUCGCCAGCUUCUUCUGGAAAGUCGUCUGCUGGCUUUGGGAGACCUUCGAUCUCGUCCUGAUGAUCGUACUCGACUAUUGGGCGAGGAUGGUCGAAUUGAUACUCGUGCUGAUGAACUUGACGUUUCAGGUGAUCUGUUUCUUCAGGGACCUGUGCAUCGACUCGCUGCAGACGUUUGCCAAUGUUUUCCGAGGUAUUGUCAAUAUCGCUAACAGUAUCAGCCACGAAGACGUCGAGGACUUUGCUUCUGCCUGUAUCGUCAUAUUCUUGUACACCGGGGUCGCGAAAAUGUUCGUGAAUUUUCUGAGAAAGAAUACCUAUGUGAAACUGUUCAACGCACCGUCUGAACAACGGGCCACGUGGCGGAGCGAUGAUAACAACAAUCCAACGAAAGGUCACGCACGGAACGUGUGUCCCGCCGGUAGGAGGCCGAGCAGAAGGAUCAGCCGGAGGAACAACAGGCGAUUCCGGCCGAUAUUGGAAAAGAGCAAGUGA